Messenger RNA from Xyrauchen texanus (razorback sucker), 6788 nucleotides. RefSeq names its product thioredoxin reductase 2, mitochondrial-like. Bases 5 to 1552 code for a protein of 515 amino acids. Gene Ontology annotation, molecular function: flavin adenine dinucleotide binding; glutathione-disulfide reductase (NADPH) activity; thioredoxin-disulfide reductase (NADPH) activity. The record is from RefSeq and is a predicted model, not a curated record. The transcript has 17 exons. Gene Ontology annotation, cellular component: mitochondrion; cytosol. Gene Ontology annotation, biological process: cellular response to oxidative stress; cell redox homeostasis; glutathione metabolic process. Lineage: Eukaryota; Metazoa; Chordata; Actinopteri; Cypriniformes; Catostomidae.
CAUCAUGGCUGCCUUCAGUAGAGGCAGGCCAAAUAUCAGAGGUCUCUUCACCUUCAGGACUUUAAUAUCUACAAGAAAUUUUACUGCAGGUAAUUUUGAUUAUGAUCUGGUGGUGAUUGGUGGAGGAUCUGGAGGGUUAGCAUGUUCAAAAGAAGCUGCCCAGUUAGGACAGAAAGUAGCUGUCUUGGACUAUGUCAAACCUUCACUCAAAGGCUCAAAAUGGGGUCUUGGUGGCACUUGUGUGAAUGUUGGCUGUAUUCCAAAGAAGCUUAUGCAUCAUGCGGCGUUGCUCGGCACUGCAGUCAAAGAUGCAAGGAAGUAUGGCUGGCAAAUCCCAGAAUCCCUCUCACAUGACUGGCCAAUGAUGGCAGAGGCUGUCCAAAACCAUGUGAGGUCCCUAAACUGGGGUCACAGAGUUCAACUACAGGACAAGAAGGUGAAAUAUUUGAAUAUGAUGGGCAGUCUGGUGGAUAAACACACUGUCAGAGCUGUGAAUGCCAAAGGGAAAGAGACAACAGUGACUGCGAAAAACAUUGUGUUAGCCACUGGUGGACGGCCAAAGUACCCCACACAUGUGCCGGGAGCCAUGGAGUUUGGAAUUACAAGUGAUGAUAUCUUCUGGCUCAAACAGUCACCAAGGAAAACGUUGGUUGUUGGUGCCAGUUAUGUAGCAUUGGAAUGUGCUGGCUUCCUCACUGGCAUUGGGCUGGACACCACUGUGAUGGUGCGUAGUAUCGCCCUCCGUGGGUUUGAUCAGCAAAUGGCUGGUUUAGUCACAGACUACAUGGAGGCAUAUGGCACCAAGUUCUCCUGGAGGUCUACUCCGAAACAAGUAGAAAAGCUCCCGUCUGGGCUUCUUCAGGUCACAUGGACCGAUCUAAACACUGAAGAGGAGCGUCAAGACACCUUCAACACAGUACUCUGGGCAGUAGGCAGAGCCCCUGAAGCCAGGACACUCAAUCUGGAGAAUGUCGGCGUGAAGAUCAACAAAGAAACGGGGAAAAUAAUUGUGGCCGCUGAUGAGGCAACAUCUGUGCCGAACAUUUACGCAAUUGGGGACAUUGGCGAGGGUCGUCCUGAGUUGACCCCAACAGCUAUUAAGGCGGGAAAGCUCCUUGCCCAUAGAUUGGAGGGCCAUUCCACUGAGCUCAUGAACUAUGAUAACGUAGCCACUACAGUGUUCACGCCACUAGAAUAUGGUUGUGUAGGUCUGUCUGAAGAAGAGGCAGAGAAGAGAUAUGGAAAAGACCAGAUUGAGGUGUAUCAUGCUUUCUACAAACCACUGGAGUUCACCGUGGCCGAGAGAGAUGCCAGUCAGUGCUACAUUAAGGUUAUUUGUCUACGUAAAGGUGAGCAGCGUGUUCUGGGUCUGCAUUUUACCGGGCCAAAUGCUGGCGAGGUCACGCAGGGUUUUUCUCUGGGCUUCCAGUGUGGGCUUACCUACGCUCACCUGAGGAAUACGGUUGGGAUUCACCCCACCUGUGCCGAGGAGCUGACCAAAGUCAACAUCACUAAACGCUCUGGUCUGGACGCCACGGUAACGGGCUGCUGAGGUUAAGCAUCCCCUCACUGAUCACACGAGCACACGGGAACCAACAGAACAGGGUGUUGUCAUGUCAUAAUUGGGGUGCAAAACUAAACGUAACCCGCAGGCCAUUUCGAACGUCCAGAAUUCUGGAGAUGCAGGACAAAGAAUGAGACAUGAAAUUGUGUCUCAGUUUUUGUUUUAAAAGUUCUUCUGCGUCUGUUCUUACCUCCAGUCUAUGCGCACUGGGAGUCUUAACUUUGACCUUUGAGCCAUGGAACCAAUGCAAAUCAAACACAGCAGUACUUCACUACUACAGUUAAAUGGAAAAACUAUUUUCUUAAUAAUAAUUGACCAGUUUUUAGUAAAAAAAAAAAAUGAAAUCAUUAAAUUAAAACACCCUUAAAAUAAGAAAAAAAUUAUUCACUUAUGUGUUUAUAUGUGUAGAAUAUGUUUAUAUUAGGUUUAUUUUUCAUACCCAUUUGCCAAAUCGAUUUUUAUAUAUUUAAGUUUUCUCUAUUAAAGUAAAUCUAAGAAAAAUCUUGUCAGGUUUAAGCUUAAAACAAGAAAUAAAAAACAGGCGGCAACUGGGCAAGUAAAAUAAAUUCACUCAAGAAAUAAGGCGUAUAUAUCUCAGUUUCUCAAGGAAAUGUAUCUUGUUUUAAGAAUAUUUACAUAUAUUUAGGGGGGUGCAAAAGCCUUAUUGAGAAAAAUGUAUGUAUGUUAGUUUCCUACAUGAUAUCUCCCGUGAAGGUCCACAUUUUAAAUGUUAACCUUUUUGAUGUUGCAUUCCAGAGGCCAAUGCUAACAAGUAAUUCCUUCUUUACAUCAGCAGUGAAUCAUCGUUUCCAGGAGAGUUUUUUUUUUUUUACUGUGGAUCAUGGUAAUCCAAUAAGGUGCUCGUGUUUGCACUUCGGAAUAAGAUUGUAGAUCCAGGUUAAGGCAACACUAACCGCAAGUGCCGCUAUGAACAGAUAAACACGGCCGUAAAUCAGGAUUAAGGCCCAAUUACAGUGUGCUGAAAUGGGAACCGUAGGAGAAAGUGGCCUAAUGUUUCUGAAAUAUAUUCUGCAAAUAUUGUUGUUUCUCUAGCUGUACUUCCUGUCCAUUAGUCAUGCGCCGCUCUGACACUGAUGGAUGGGAUAGGCCCGUCGAUACGCUGACACCACCCCAUUUCCCAGGAACGUAGACAAACACUCGGUGAGCAGCGUGUCACUCAAACCCCGAAUAUAGUCGUGGACAGAGUGAGCGCUUGUUUAGUCCUGGACUUCAGGAGGUUCCCCAGAGCACAGGGGGAACAAAGAGUACACAGCAAUAACAUACUCUCCUGCUCUUAAAGGAAUAGUUCAACCACAAAUCAUUUCAUCAUUUAUAUACACUUAUGUUGUUCCAAACCCAUAUGACUUUUUCUGGCCACGCUUUUCUAUAUAAUGAAAGUAAAAUGGGACUGAGGCUCUCAGGCUCCAAAAUUAGAAAAAGGGCCAUCAAAUUUAGCUUAACAACAAAUUAGCUUUGUGUGAGAAACCACACAAAAAUACAAAAAUGUAAGUUGCUUUUUAUGGCUUCAGAAGACUUGGAAUAUAGUUGUGAUGCUUAACAACCCCAGUCUUCUUUCCCUUCCUUUAAACGGCAAACCGUGGUGGACAGAAGAGCUAUUCCUUUAUCAUCUUCUCUGUGUUAAGUUUUAUAAGCCAAAUAAGGCAGUGGCUGCUUUCAGUAGUGCCGCUGACUUCCUAAAGGUGGCAGUGUUCCGUUUCUCCUGAAACUUUACUCGCAUAUGUGAGGAUAAAAUCUCUGGAUGAGAUCUGAACCAUUUAGUCAUUACAAAUUCAAGUAACCGUUAAUCACUGGCAGAAUUUAAGAUUAAUUGAACACCUACUGGGCGUUUUGCAUUUCAUAGGUUUAGCUUAUCUGUUGUUUGUGUACUUGGCUAAUAGCUUUGGCCCACAGUGCUGCCACCCUCCUUAGAGGCUGGGGUACUUGCACUACACCUAUUCCCAAAAGUUCAAUUAAUUUUGUGACCGGAAGUCAAUGACAUCUCCUAUUUACUGUCAAACUAGAUAAAGUAUUCAAAGCAUAUAUAUAUAUAAAUGUCAGUAGAACGGCAAAAACUUGCUCGAAUGUAUGUAUUGAAAUGGGAAAUAAAAUAAAAAUAUGUAAUUGUAAUUGUAGUCACAUAGGAAAUGAAAAACAACUGACAUGUUACUAUUUAACUUAUUAAACCAAUCACAAUAUCUUUCUUAGUUUGCUGCAACUAGUUCCACAAUUUUAUAAUUAUAAGAUAGGAAAUCUGAAAUCUUUCAAACCAAAUAAUGUAAAGCAUAUAUAUAUAUAUAUAUAUUUUUUUUAUAUAAAUUAUUAUUUUAUUUUUUUCAAUUUUCAGUACAGUGAUGAUGGUUCAAGUAGUGCAUGAACAUUUUAAAAGAGCCCUUAAUGGUGUAAUAAACACAAAUUUCACAUUAUUAUUUAAUUUCCAGUUUUAUUACUUCAGUAUCUUCAAUGAAAUUCAAUGCAAUGACACAGAUAUGCUAAAACUAUCAAAUGCCUCGCCUAAUUACAAUCUGUUAUUCAUUAAGCUCUAGUGCAAUAGUUAUGAUGUGUAUGUUAAAUACAUUUGAUACAUGUCCCUAGAAACACUAAACAUGAUUUCAAUGCCAGUUUCUACCUUUUCCAAUACUUAAAGGGAUUGUUCAUCCAAAAAUUAAAUUCUCUCAUUUAAUCGCCCUCAUGCCAUCCCAGAUGUGUAUGACUUUCUUCUGCUAAACACAAAUGAAGAUUUUUAGAAGAAUAUUUAAGCUCUGUUGGUCCGUACAAUGCAAGUCAACAGGGUCCAAAAGUUUGAAGCUCCAAAAUAUCAUAAAGGCAGCAUGAAAGUAUUCCACAAGACACCAGUGGAUAAAUCCAGAAGUGAUAUGAUAGGUGUGGGUGAGAAACGGAUCCAUAUUUAAGUCCUUUUUUACUAAACAUUCUCCCCUUUGCCCAGAAGGUGGCAAUAUGCACAGAGAAUGCGAAUUGCAAAUACAAAAGAACAACCACCCUCAGGAGAGAAAAGCGCUUAGCAGGGCUUGUUGAUAGUGGACAUUUAUAGUAAAAAAAAUAAAAAUAAGUACUUUAAUAUUGAUCUGUUUCUCACCUACACCUACCAUAUUCUGAAGACAUUGAUUUAACCACAGGAGUUGUAUGGGUGACUUUUAUGCUGCAUUUGUUUGCUUUUUGAGCUUAAACGUUUUGAACCCUGUUGACAUGCAUUGUAUAAACUUAGAGUGGAGAUAAAAUCUUCCUUUUGUGUUCAGCAAAAAAAAAAAAAGCCAUACACAUCUGGGAUGUCAUGAGGGUGAGUAAAUAAUGGGAGGAUUUACAUUUUUGGGUGAACUGAACUAUUCUUUUAAUAUCCAGGUAGUCUUCUGUUUGUUUAAUUAUUUUUGGGCCAGUUAACGUCGAAUUUAAUUUAAUUCCACACUACAACUUUAACAACUUACCCAGCAUUGCGUUGAGUUAAUAUGUGAGACAAUAUGUUAAGCAUAGGUGGUUGUACACAUAGCAGCAUUGGAGUUAUGAGAAUGCAAUUGUGUUACAAGUGAGGGUUGUGUUGGAAAGAACGGCACUGCUGGAAUUUGUUUUUGUUUGAAGUCUAAUCUGCCCUGGCUCUGAUUAAUGAGCCUGAGAGCGGAGUGACAGCUUGCUGUGGCGAUGGAGAGGAGCGCUGCGCUACCAGGUUUAUUUGUACCCACGGUUGAUGGGAAGGGGGUACCGUGUGCUCGACUCAGAGAUGGGGUGCUGACUGAAGAACCCUGACCCUAACAUAGCACCACCAACAGCUUGGCUCUAUCAGCACACACACAGCUGGUGGACAGGGCUGCGCAACAACACAAAAAUAUGCAAUAGUUUGUCAAAUAUUCAAGUUUUGAACUAAAAUUGAUGUUCACAAAUUUUUUCAAUUGAGCAUAUAAAGUUGAAAUGUAACAUUUAACUUGCAUUUAAAAUGUCAAAUUAAAUGAUAAAAUGUUCUAUAGAUGCAUAAAUCGCAGUCCAACUAGAGACAGUGCUUCAACCCCUACACACUUAGGAAGGGUCAGGGUUCAACUUUCAAGGGCCCAGCUAAUGAUGACUUGCACAGAAAGCCAAAACUGGCAAGGGCAAGUCUGAUGUCACCUGGCGUCCAAUUUUAUAUCUGUGUAUAUAGAGAAGCUUAAUUUGCCAUUAAGCCUCAUACUGUAUAAUUUUUGUGUGCAUAAUAAAAUUUGAAAAUGUACUGUUGCACCAUUAAAAUAAUGAAUGAUUAGAUUUUGUCUUUUUGUUUUUCUUUACAGAUGGUGUGUAUUUAAUAGGUCUUGUCUUUUAUUAGCCUUGUUGCAAAACUCUUGGCGACUCCAUUUCUCUGUUUUUGCAGCAUCUUAUGCCGUGAGUGUUACGUUAAGAUGCCGGUUUAAGUUAAAAGUAGUACAACUUUGAAAAAUGCAUCUCAAAAGCCCCUACGCUCUGUUCCAUUCUGUUCACUCCUUGUCUUUUUGAACGCAAGAAUGUCCUGGGUGAACGGCUCCAUAGAACAGUGCCAAAGAACAUUUUGUACUCUGUACUCAAACAUUUUGAUGUUUUUUUUUUAAUUGUUAUUCUAUGAAAACGUAUUAGAUGCAUGUCUUUGACCGCAGUACUCUCUGUUUUUCAGUGUCUUACACAGGGACGACACAUUUAAAUAAAAAUUUGAGUCUUGUUAAAAGAACUUCUGCUUUUAAAAACAUGUAUUUGAGAGACCUACAUUCUGUUUCGUUUGUUGCUCUGUAUCUAGUUUUGUUUAGUUAAGUUAGUUUUUGCUUUUUGUUCUGAGUGGCUCAUGUAAUGAUUUGGAGUAUGAUCUGGAGCACUCUACAUAGGCAGCAUCUCUGCAUUGCCAUAAAAAUGGCCAAAUUCUGUACACUGCCGUGGCCAAAAGUAUUGGCAGUGACAUCAAUUUUGUGUUUCGCAGUUUUCUGCUUCAGUUGUUGUGGUGUUGAUUCACAUUGUUUCUAGAAUAUUUUGCAGAGUGAUCAGAUGCAUUCAUUGGUCAAAAAAUUCACUUCAUCACAAAAACCCAAAUUUCACAGUUUUUUUGGCCCUGGCAUGAAAUGGCCAGGUGAAAUCACUCUAUCAUUCUGAUUGGAUAAUAGGAGCAGACUGAUUGCUAUAAAUGAGGGAAGAAGUGCUUCCAAUCAUUGUGGUCUUGUUAGCAAUGAUUCCCUCUAAAGAAAGACGUGCAGCCAUCAUCACUUUGCAUCAAAAUGGCCUC